Molecule: messenger RNA, 672 nt
Organism: Silurus meridionalis
Lineage: Eukaryota; Metazoa; Chordata; Actinopteri; Siluriformes; Siluridae
Product: C-type lectin domain family 10 member A-like
Exons: 4
Source: RefSeq, a predicted model, not a curated record
ACUGCCGUCACAGUGCUGUGGAUCAAAUACAACAAUGUAAAUACAGAAAACAACCAGUUACAGACCAGUUACAACAUCCUUACCAUAGAGAGAAACCAGUUACUGCAGGAGAAAACUGGACUGCUAAGUCUGCUUUCUAGACUUGGAUGGAGAUAUUUCAGCUCUGGUGUUUAUUAUAUUUCUAAUGAAAUGAAAAGCUGGAAUGAGAGCAGACAGGACUGCAAAAACAAAGGAGCAGACCUGGUGAUCAUAAACAGUGCAGAAGAACAGGACUUCAUCGGUAGAUAUUUUGGCAGUACUAAAGCUUGGAUUGGUCUGACUGAGACUGAGGGGGGAUAUAAAUGGAUUCCCGUGGAUUAUAUAUAAUGAUAAUUUAAGCAGAGUGGACUGUGUUCUAAUGGGCGCUUAUAAUGGAGCUCUUCAAUUUGGCACGCCGGCCUGGGGGGAAUAUUCCUGUGAGCAUGGCGUAUUUGCGAUUUGUGAAAUGGCAUUAUUUUAAUUUGAGUUUUAGUGUGUUGUUUACAAAGCAAAUAAUAACACUGCAUUUCCACUCUCAUUAUUCAAAGAAUUUGUUGUAUUACACUGUUUGCAGAUUUGUCAGAAAAUCUAAAGUACAAAAAUCUUUCCAAAUCAUUGAAUUAGUUUACAGUCUCGAAAAAAAAUGAAUAUUUG